GGCAGUGAGGCACUGAAGAUGGCGUGCUGUGGGAGCUGUCUGUGCUGUCAGUGCUGCUGCAGGGAGGGGGAGACCAGGACACCCGAGGAAUUGGCAAUUCUAGGAGAAACCCAUGACGAGGAAGAUGAAAUUCUGCCAAGGAAAGAUUAUGAGAGCCUGGACUACGAUAGGUGCAUCAAUGAUCCAUAUGUUGAGGUUCUGGAGGGAAUGAAUAAUAAGAAAGCCAAAAAAUAUGAAGCUGUAAAGUGGAUGCUUGUUUUUGCCAUAGGAGUAACUAUUGGUUUGGUUGGUCUUUUCGUGGAUUUUUUCGUCCGACUCUUCACCCAACUGAAGUUUAAGGUGGUGGAAAAAUCUGUGACAGAGUGCACCGAGAAGGGUUGCCUCGCUCUGUCGCUGCUCGAGCUCCUCGCCUUCAACAUGACCUUCGUCUUCAUCGCCAGUGUUUUAGUUCUCAUCGAGGUAAGACGAGCGAAAUGUAAUACCAGCCAAACGGCAUGCAGCCUGCGGAGGCGCACACCGCCAGUGCCAGAAGGCUUACUGCAGGGGGUCCAGUACACAGGGGAUGGUAUCCCAGGUCUGUUCGUGGGGAAGGAGGGGCCUAUGAUCCAUAGCGGAGCCAUUGUGGGAGCCGGCCUCCCUCAGUUCCAGAGCAUUACCUUUAAGAGAAUCCGCUUCGACUUCCCCUAUUUCCGCAGUGACCGGGACAAAAGGGACUUUGUUUCAGCGGGAGCCGCAGCGGGUGUGGCUGCAGCUUUCGGGGCUCCCAUCGGGGGUACCCUCUUCAGCCUGGAGGAGGGCUCCUCUUUCUGGAACCAGGCGCUCACAUGGAAAGUGCUGUUCUGCUCCAUGUCAGCGACCUUCACCCUCAACUUCUUCCGCUCUGGGAUCAACUUCAACAAGUGGGGCUCCUUCCAGCUGCCUGGCUUGCUCAACUUUGGAGAGUUUAAGUGUCCAGACGGGGAUAAGAACUGCCACCUGUGGACUGCAGUGGACCUGGCCUUCUUUGUGAUGAUGGGCAUCGUGGGGGGGCUCCUGGGUGCUCUCUUCAACUGCAUCAACAGAAGGCUGUCCAAGUACCGCAUGAGGAACGUGCACCCCAAAGCCCGCUUUGUCAGGGUAUUGGAGAGCCUGCUGGUCUCCAUGGUGACCACGUUGGUGAUAUUCCUGGCCUCCAUGACGCUUGGAGAGUGCCGGGACCUGUUCACCCCCACCACCAACAACACCACCACACUGGUGUCGGUCUCUGAGGAUGUGAACUCCACCAUAAAGCACUUCUUCUGUCCCAAUAAGACCUACAACGACAUGGCAACUCUGUUCUUUAACCCCCAGGAAGUGGCCAUACACCAGCUGUUUCAUCAGGAUGGAACCUUCAGCCCGGUCACUCUCACCAUAUUCUUUGUGCUGUACUUCCUGCUGGCCUGCUGGACGUACGGCGUCUCGGUGCCCAGCGGCCUCUUCGUCCCCUGCCUGCUCUGUGGCGCCGCCUUCGGGCGCCUGGUGGCCAACGUCCUCAAAGUAAACAUUGGGAUUGACAUUUAUUCCGGGACCUUCGCUCUGAUUGGUGCAGCCGCCUUCCUCGGAGGCACCGUCCGCAUGACCAUCAGCCUAACUGUCAUUCUCAUCGAAUCGACCAAUGAGAUCACAUACGGGCUGCCCAUUAUGAUAACCCUCAUGGUGGCCAAGUGGACGGGCGAUUUCUUCAACAUGGGCAUCUACGACAUCCACAUCCUUCUGAAGGGUGUUCCGCUGCUGGAGUGGGAGACCGAGGUGGAGAUGGACAAACUGACGGCCAGCGAUAUCAUGGAGCCCAACCUGACGUACGUGUACCCCCACACUCGCAUACAGUCUCUGGUGAGCAUCCUGAGGACCACCGUGUACCACGCCUUCCCCGUGGUGACCGAGAACCGGGAGAACGAGAAGGAGUUCAUGAAGGGCAACAUCCUGGUCAGCAACAACAUCCGCUUCAAGAAGACCAACGUCCUGACGCGGGCAGGAGAGCAGCGUCGGCGCUGCCAGUCCAUGAAGUCGUACCCGUCCAGCGAGCUGCGCAACGUGUGCGACGAGCAGCAGGCCGUGGCCGCGCCCAGCGAGGAGCGCCAGGACAUCCUGCAGCAGAUGCUGGAGCGCAGGCAUGAGCCCUACCCGAACCUGUACCCGGACCAGUCCCCCAGUGAGGAGUGGACCAUGGAGGAGCGCUUCCGACCGCUCACCUUCCACGGCCUCAUCCUGCGCUCGCAGCUGGUCAACCUGCUCAUCCGCGGCGUGUGCUACGCGGAGAACCAGUCGAGUGCCACUCAGCCCCGGCUGUCCUACGCUGAGAUGACGGAGGACUAUCCCCGCUUCCCAGACAUCCAUGACCUGGACCUGGCCCUGCUCAAUCCACGCAUGAUCGUAGAUGUGACCCCAUACAUGAACCCGAGCCCCUACACGGUCUCUCCGAACACGCACGUGUCCCAGGUGUUCAACCUGUUCAGGACCAUGGGUUUACGGCACCUGCCUGUGGUCAACGCCGUGGGAGAGAUCGUGGGAAUAAUCACCAGACACAACCUGACCCACGAGUUCCUGCUGGCCAAACUCCGGCAGCACUACAUCACCAUAUGAGGACCGACCGAGCCCACCAGUCACCCGCCAGUCAGAAUCAGAAGCACUCCUCCGGCCCGGACCCAAACCAGCCGGCCCUGACCCAAACCAGCCGGCCCUGACCCAAACCAGCCGGCCCUGACCCAAACCGGCCGGCCCUGACCCAAACCAGCCGGCCCCGCCACGCUCUCCCGAACUCCAGCCAUUCCCGCCGUCCGCCACACCUCAAGUAACACACACUAAACACAGGGAGGAUCCAGGAGGUUCCAGAGAACGGGAACUCUCCGAGUGACCAGCUGUCUUUCAGUUUCCAUGAAAGGGAGAAAAGCUUUUCCUUUGACCCAAUCCCUCCAAGCACCACAGUGAAAGGAGGCAUUAAGUUCAGUAAUUCCAUGCUUUAUCAAAUAUGCUUUACAAACUAUACUGUAGCACUUUUAUUUUGAGAUUUUAAUAUGUUGGGGUUUUUUUAUUGGUGUAUAUUUAUGUGUAUAUUUAUCUUGCACUAAAACCAUUUUAAACCAGGACCUGUCCAGCCAAGGUUUGUGAAAUGUUUUGUUUCACUUUGUUGAAAGGUCAGAAGUGAUCGAAGAACCCACUGAAAUGUUUAUGAGUCAGUAAUGUGCCAUUGUAGGUAGAUGGAGAGUCAGGCAUUGCACUUGUCUGUUCAGUGCCUAUAUGUUAUUGGACAGACAUUUAGACCAGCUGCUGAUUGCUCUGUGCUGUGGGGAAAACCACUUAUAUGAAUUCCAUUUGUGGGCAGGGGCCAUUUUGAGUGUUUCUUUUGUACCGGUUUUAUUCCUUUUCAAAUUUUGUUACUGUGAUCAAAGAUCAAAAUAAGAAAAUCAAUUUAUUUAACAGUUUGCUUACCUUGUCAUAAACUGGAAGAUAUGUGUUCUCAGUGCUUCUAAACCUUUGUGGGAGCAAUGUGAAGUCAAUUGUAUUAUUUUCUUUAUUUCUUUUUGCACACUUAACAAAUGCAGAGGGCUGCUCGUCAUACGUAACUGACAUUGUAGUCACUGGAAGGACUUUGGCGAGUGGGGCCAGUUUUUGGGACCGUGUGUGUGUUUUGUAACCCGUGGCAUUGUGGAAGGACACGCGUAUCUCUUCCGCCGUUGGAAUCCCGUAAGGCCCUACUUGAGAUUGGUGGCAUCGCGCCCUUGUCAAAUAUGUGACCCCCAGGCACUUUGAGGCCGCGCCAGUUAGACGCAGUAGAGUUUGGAAAUGGGCAGCGCGCGCUAGGAAUUCUACUCGCUGCGAAGGAUCCAGACUGAGAAGCGUCUCCUUUCUAGAGGGACAGAUGAGGAUAGUGCUGUACCAAUCAGGUGACCAAUGGAAGGAUGCAGAAUAACUUGUUUAUUUAUAUUCUGAAGCAUUUACUUUUGCGGGCAUUGUGCUUACAGUAUGCGUAAUAUUUAAGGAAUAAGUUUUAUUGUGUACAUUUUUAAUAUGUUUUGCUAUGAAUUGAACUGGGGUGUUCUUUUAGUGUGUCAUCAGUAGUGUGAGAUACAGAUCAAAUCAAAGGUUACAUCAUGGAUAGCUAUUGCACAUUGCGAGCAGAGGCAGUUUAGACGUUACAAAUAUGUCUCAUCUCACGACCACAUUUAUCUGUUUAGUAUCUGUUAUUGUGAGGAAAGUUAAAAUGGCAGGUUCUGCAGUAUGUAGACUUACCUUAAAGCCUACGUGUUAUUUUCAGUAUUGGAGACCACAGGAAUGUUUUGCCCAAAGACGGUGUGACCUGCCUGUCAUUGUGGAGGCUGAGCUUUGGUGACCUCACAGAGAGAGAGGGAGGGAGAGAGAGAGAGAGUAAGAUGGGGACCAGGCUUGCAAUGCCUUAGAUUAGUUUCUCAGACAAAGCUGCUCCUUUGUUUGAGUGUAAAAAAGAAAAGGCGUUGUCUGUCUAAUUAAAUGAAUAAACUGUGAGGGGGUGAGCUGGAAGGCUGGUUUGGCCGUUUGUAAUUAGAUUUCUCUCGCGCCCAGCAGAGCGCCGGACGGGCAGGCGGCGCAGCGACAGGCCGCGUGGCGCGGCUGCGUGACGCGCCCCGACGUGGCUGACCGACACGGAAACGCUUGAGGCGUGCGGCACGUCCUCGUUUUCCGCUCGUGAAUAACCAUGGGGAGGCCGGCGCGCUCAGGCGGUAAUUAAGGGGGCCGCUUUUUCCCUCGGUGGAAAAAAAAGUUCAGGGCACGACGGUGCCUCCUGGCUUCUCUCUCUACCUCUCUCUCUCUCUCUCCCUGCACCUGGGAACACCUGUGACCCCGGACCCCCCCCCCCCUCCCGAAUCCCGCUGACAGACCGCGACAUCUAAUCUGCGCUUGUGAGCGCAUCGCUCUGAGUCACCUGUAGGGGGCUUUCAGCCCGUAGCAGCUAUCCCUGUUAGCACAGUGUGUUAUAGUCUUCACUCACUGAGCGCAGUGCAGCCGUCUCUGCCCCUUUAGCACAGUGUGUUAUAGUCUUCACUCACUGAGCGCAGUGCAGCCGUCUCUGCCCCUUUAGCACAGUGUGUUAUAGUCUUCACUCACUGAGCGCAGUUCAGCCGUCUCUGUCCCCUUUAGCACAGUGUGUUAUAGUCUUCACUGAGCUCAGUUCAGCCGUCUCUGUCCCUUUAGCACAGUGUGUUAUACUCUUCACUCACUGAGCGCAGUUCAGCCGUCUCUGUCCCCUUUAGCACAGUGUGUUAUAGUCUUCACUGAGCGCAGUGCAGCCGUCUCUGUCCCCUUUAGCACAGUGUGUUAUAGUCUUCACUGAGCUCAGUUCAGCCGUCUCUAUCCCCUUUAGCACAGUGUGUUAUAGUCUUCACUCACUGAGCGCAGUUCAGCCGUCUCUGUCCCCUUUAGCACAGUGUGUUAUAGUCUUCACUCACUGAGCGCAGUUCAGCCGUCUCUGUCCCCUUUAGCACAGUGUGUUAUAGUCUUCACUGAGCGCAGUUCAGCCGUCUCUAUCCCCUUCAGCACAGUGUGUUAUAGUCUUCACUCACUGAGCGCAGUGCAGCCGUCUCUGUCCCCUUUAGCACAGUGUGUUAUAGUCUUCACUGAGCGCAGUUCAGCCGUCUCUGUCCCCUUUAGCACAGUGUGUUAUAGUCUUCACUGAGCGCAGUUCAGCCGUCUCUAUCCCCUUCAGCACAGUGUGUUAUAGUCUUCACUGAGCGCAGUUCAGCCGUCUCUGUCCCUUUAGCACAGUGUGUUAUAGUCUUCACUGAGCGCAGUGCAGCCGUCUCUGUCCCCUUUAGCACAGUGUGUUAUAGUCUUCACUGAGCGCAGUGCAGCCGUCUCUGCCCCUUUAGCACAGUGUGUUAUAGUCUUCACUCACUGAGCGCAGUUCAGCCGUCUCUGUCCCCUUUAGCACAGUGUGUUAUAGUCUUCACUCACUGAGCGCAGUGCAGCCAUCUCUGUCCCCUUUAGCACAGUGUGUUAUAGUCUUCACUGAGCGCAGUGCAGCCGUCUCUGUCCCCUUUAGCACAGUGUGUUAUAGUCUUCACUGAGCGCAGUUCAGCCGUCUCUCUCCCCUUUAGCACAGUGUGUUAUAGUCUUCACUGAGCGCAGUUCAGCCGUCUCUGUCCCCUUUAGCACAGUGUGUUAUAGUCUUCACUGAGCGCAGUUCAGCCGUCUCUGUCCCCUUUAGCACAGUGUGUUAUAGUCUUCACUGAGCGCAGUUCAGCCGUCUCUGUCCUCUUUAGCACAGUGUGUUAUAGUCUUCACUGAGCGCAGUUCAGCCGUCUCUGUCCCCUUUAGCACAGUGUGUUAUAGUCUUCACUCACUGAGCGCAGUUCAGCCGUCUCUGUCCCCUUUAGCACAGUGUGUUAUAGUCUUCACUGAGCGCAGUUCAGCCGUCUCUAUCCGCUUUAGCACAGUGUGUUAUAGUCUUCACUGAGCUCGGUUCAGCCGUCUCUGCCCUCUUUAGCACAGUGUGUUAUAGUCUUCACUCACUGAGCGCAGUGCAGCCGUCUCUGUCCCCUUUAGCACAGUGUGUUAUAGUCUUCACUGAGCGCAGUUCAGCCGUCUCUGUCCCCUUUAGCACAGUGUGUUAUAGUCUUCACUCACUGAGCGCAGUGCAGCCGUCUCUGUCCCCUUUAGCACAGUGUGUUAUAGUCUUCACUCAGCGCAGUGCAGCCGUCUCUGCCCCCUUUAGCACAGUGUGUUAUAGUCUUCACUCACUGAGCGCAGUUCAGCCGUCUCUGUCCUCUUUAGCACAGUGUGUUAUAGUCUUCACUCACUGAGCGCAGUGCAGCCGUCUUUGUCCCCUUUAGCACAGUGUGUUAUAGUCUUCACUCACUGAGCGCAGUGCAGCCGUCUCUGUGCCCUUUAGCACAGUGUGUUAUAGUCUUCACUCACUGAGCGCAGUGCAGCCGUCUCUGUCCCCUUUAGCACAGUGUGUUAUAGUCUUCACUCACUGAGCUCAGUGCAGCCGUCUCUGUCCCCUUUAGCACAGUGUGUUAUAGUCUUCACUCAGCGCAGUGCAGCCGUCUCUGUGCCCUUUAGCACAGUGUGUUAUAGUCUUCACUUACUGAGCGCAGUUCAGCCAUCUCUGUCCCCUUUAGCACAGUGUGUUAUAGUCUUCACUCACUGAGCGCAGUGCAGCCGUCUCUGUCCCCUUCAGCACAGUGUGUUAUAGUCUUCACUCACUGAGCUCAGUUCAGCCGUUCCUCCAGAGGCCAUGGCCUCAUCAGGCCACAGCUGUUCCGUCCCUUCGGUCCAGUGCCCCAGACGGUCCCGUUUUUAAUCGCUGUAAAGUGUUUCGCUUCGGCGCGGAGCCAUAAAAUGUGCAGUAAAAUGCCGCGCCGGUUUUGCCACUCCCCCCCCCCCCCCCCGCACCUUGGCAACAAACGCACGCUGUUGACAUAAUUUUUUGGCUGCUAUUUUUGGUGGCGAUCCUCGUGCACCUGUUGUUUUCUCGAACCUGGGACUUUCUAAUCAUUAAUGUAGUGUUGCCUGAUACACUCCUAGAUAUUAAAUACACCUGUGAAAGAAAAGAAAAAAAAACACAAUUAUGAAGUUGAAAUAUGUGUUUGAAUUCUUGUUUUCCUCAUAUAUACUUAUAUAGCGAGUUUUAAUAGAAGUUUGGGAGAGGGGGUGACUUGGACAACAUGGGGGUCUUUAGAACAAUGUGUGAAGUGUCACUGAAGUUGAGCAAAUGACAUGGAAAAAUGAAUUCUGGCCAACUUUAUAUGAAGUACACUGGCACUCGCUCACUGGCAAUGGAUUCUACAAUGUGACAGGGUCAUGUUUUCGAGUCCUUGCUUAUGUGAGUAUGAAAUGCUGGCAGCAUCUAAGACAUCAGUGACAAAUCUGCCCUUUUUCUGAAUGUGGGUUUGGUCUCUUCACCGAAAGGUUGAAAAUCACUACCUACGAAUCUUUUAUAUUUUAACGGUAUUCCUAAAUAUUUUGUUGAACUACAGAGGGAGGUGGAAUAUUUGUGCAUUUCGGUGUGCUUGUAAUUAAAGGCGUCUCUUAGCUUUGACUUCUACCAUGUCAGUCAACCAAAUUCCCAAUUUAAAGUUUUUUUAUUUGUUUUUUUAUUUGUUCAUAAUACAGCCCAUUAUUGGAUGAACAGUGCAUUAUCACUGAACUGGAUAUUGUAAUAACUUAAGGUCACUUGUAUGAAGUCUGUAUUUCCCUUUGCAGAUACGCUGAGCUUGAAAAGGACCACAGUCCUGUACUAACAGAUGGAACAGGUUUUAUCACUUUUGAAACUGCAUUGAAAUAAAGCCAUACAUUCCUUAA
Messenger RNA from Anguilla rostrata (American eel), 8298 nucleotides. RefSeq names its product chloride channel 6 (gene clcn6). Gene Ontology annotation, molecular function: voltage-gated chloride channel activity. NCBI's taxonomy places the organism in Eukaryota, Metazoa, Chordata, Actinopteri, Anguilliformes, Anguillidae. Gene Ontology annotation, biological process: chloride transport; transmembrane transport. The record is from RefSeq and is a predicted model, not a curated record. Bases 19 to 2601 code for a protein of 860 amino acids. The transcript has 23 exons. Gene Ontology annotation, cellular component: intracellular membrane-bounded organelle; lysosomal membrane.